CUCACUGCUCUUACAUUCCUCUCCCUCGCUAACAACCGGCUCACCAGCUCCAUCCCCGCUGGCAUUGGCUUGCUGACAAAGCUGGUAGCCAUGUCGCUGGUCUCCAACCAGCUCAACGGCUCCAUUCCGGCAGACAUUGGCGCCCUCACCAAGUUGACAAUUAUAGCCGUUUCAAGCAACCAGUUGUCUGGCAGCAUUCCUGCUGCCAUCAGCACACUCGCCCAACUUCUUUGCCUAGAUUUUUCAAGCAACCAACUGUCUGGCAGCAUUCCUGCUACCAUCAGCACACUCACCCAAGUUUCUCGCCUGUCCCUCGGGAGUAAUCAGCUCACGGGUUCAAUUCCUGUGGAGAUUGGCUCUCUACUAUCUCUGGCAUCCCUGUCGCUGGUCUCCAACCAGCUCAACGGCUCCAUUCCGGCAGACAUUGGUGCCCUCACCAAGUUGACAAUUAUAGAUUUUUCAAGCAACCAACUGUCUGGCAGCAUUCCUGCUACCAUCAGCACACUCACCCAAGUUUCUCUCCUGUCCCUCGAGAGUAAUCAGCUCACGGGUUCAAUUCCUGUGGAGAUUGGCUCUCUACUAUCUCUGGCAUCCCUCUCUCACAACUCCAACUUGCUCUCAGGAUCUUUGCCCUCUGCAAUCACAAAGCUCACUGCUCUUACUUUCCU
Messenger RNA from Closterium sp. NIES-65, 668 nucleotides. Lineage: Eukaryota; Viridiplantae; Streptophyta; Zygnematophyceae; Desmidiales; Closteriaceae. The record is from the annotation of a GenBank genome assembly.